Molecule: messenger RNA, 2580 nt
Organism: Acanthamoeba castellanii str. Neff
Lineage: Eukaryota; Discosea; Longamoebia; Acanthamoebidae
Product: TBC domain containing protein
Exons: 11
Coding region: 1-2580 (859 amino acids)
Source: RefSeq, a predicted model, not a curated record
AUGUCGGCUCGAUCGCUCCAUCUCAAACGCCGCCGGCUCGAUUUCGAAGACGAGACCGCAAAGGAGGAUGAACUACAGAUCAGCACGCGCCGUAUAGUGAAAAAGAAGCGAAGGAGGGUUGGCGGACGAAAGGCGUCCUCAUCCACCUCGCCCUCGCCGGCUUCAUCUUCAUCCUCGGGCUCGUCUCCAUCUACCAACUGCGUCGGCGAUGACGUCAACAAGAGGAAGACCCCAUUCGAAGCCAAUUAUUACAAUUCCGAGUUUGCCGCAGUCCUCCUUCAAGAAGACGAUGAUGAAGAUAUUAAUAUUGUCGACGAGCGCGAGCAUCAUCAAGACGAUCACCAAAUCGACCGUCACGUAGAGACCGAGCACGAUGACGAACGAGAUGAAGAGGAAGAUGGUGAGAAAGAGGAACAGCAAGAAGAAGAAGACGAAGACGACGACGAACAAGAGCGGGAGCUGACCGGGGAGCACGACGACUUCCGUUCGCUCUACGCCGAGGCCGACCAGCGCAAGCUGGCCCAGCAGGCCCGCGAGGCCGCCGAGGAGGCCAAAUGGCGCCAGGUCGUCGCCACCGACAGCUCCACCGCCGUACACUCCAAGACCAAGUUGCGAGGGAUGGUAAUGGGCGGCGUGCCAACCAAGUACCGCGCGUCGCUGUGGCGUGCCCUGUGCUACGCCCACCCGUGGGCCGCCCAGCAGCGCACCAACGAACCCGCCCUCUACGCGAGGCUGCUGUUGAACAAGGACGAGAGCAAGGCGGUGGAACAGAUCAGGCUCGACCUCGAUCGCACCCUCGUCGACAACGCCAUCUUCACCGCCAUUCCCGACAAGUGCGACCACCUGUUCGACGUGCUGAAGGCCUACUCGUGCUUGAACACGUCGCUGGGGUACUGCCAGGGCAUGGCCCCGGUGGUGGGCGGCCUCAUGGCGGUCCUCUUCAACGACGACCUGCUCGCCGCCGAGGACGACCGCACGUCGACCCUCAACGAGCUCGCCUUCUGGCUCCUCGCCAUCAUCCUCGACGGCCACGGGAUGUCGAGGUACUACGAGCCGGGGAUGGAGGGGCUGAUCAAGGACGCGGCCCUGUUCCACGAGGUGCUGGCGCUGCACCUGCCCGAGCUGGCGGCCCACCUCGACCGGCACCGGCUCGACGUGCUCAUGUACAUGACGCCCUGGUUCCUCUCCCUCUACACCCAGCUGCCCAACUGGGAGCUCGUCCUCGCCAUCUACGACAUGGUCUUUGUCGAGGGGACGUCGGCUCUGUUCCGCUUCGCGCUGGCCAUACUGGAGGGCUGCGCCGAGGAGCUGCUGAGCCGCCAGGGCAUCGAACGCAUCCUGCCCUACCUCCUCAACGUGCCCGUCGACAAGCUCCGCACCGCCCCCGUCAUGCAACGUGCGGCGGCGUUGGACAUCGACGACCUGCUGGAGCAGGCCCACGCCAAGGUGGCCGCCGCCGCCGCGGCUCCCCCUCCGCCCACUCGCCGCGCAACGCUCGGCGGCGUCCCGUCCACGCCCCAGCGCAUGGCCCCCUCCACUCCGCUCCGCACCACCGCCGCCGCCGCCGGCGACGCGCCCUCGUCGUCCCUGUUCCAGCGCAUGUUCUCGGCCUUCCCGACGCCCCCCCGCAACAACGCCUCCACAGCGUCGUCGACUUCUUCAUCGGCGAUCCCCUUUCUCGCCUCGCCCUUCACCGCGCCCACCAAGCGACGCAUGACCACCACCGCCAUCGCCGGGGCCGAGGCCGCCGUGGCCGCCGCCGCCACGACGCCGGCGCGACACCACCAGAAGCCGGCCCAGCCGGCUGGGUUUCGGCCCACGACGCCGUUCCCCGCCUCGGCCAAGCUCCGACCCGCCGCGCCCCACCUGAUGCCGCCCCACCAGUUCCACCGCCAACACCACCACCGCUCGGCUUCGGAGACACCGAUGCCGGCGGCCAUGCAUGGCCAGCGGCCGCGCCACCGGCAGCCGCCCGCGCGCCAGGCCUCGUCGCCGCUCCGCCGGUCGACCGCCCUCGGCUCGCCGUCGUCGCCCCUCGCCGCCUCGUCGUCGUCGCCGUCGCGGGCGGCCAAGCGACGCAUCAGCGCCGCCGUGUCGUCGUCGCCGUCUUCGUCGUCCUCGCCGUCGCGGCGGUCGCCGGCGACGAAAGGCGGUCGGUCGGCGUUGCGGUCGCUGAUCUCGUCGUCGGCGUCGGGCGCGUUCACGAGCCCCGCGGCGUCGCCGCUGAGUCCGGUCAAGGACACCCCGAGCCGUCGGCCCAAGAAGAUCCGCCCCAAGCGCAUGUCCGUCAAGAGGAAAUUCGAUGACGAGGACAAGGAGAACAGUCCCAACAUCAAGUCGGGCGACGCCAGCGACCUGAAGUCGUUCAUCACUCCGACCAAGCUGCGGUUGGUGACGAACAACACGACGCCGUCGAAGCGAGCGCGCGUGGAGGGCGCAUCGCCGGCGGCCUCGUCGUACUACUUCUCUCCCUCGCGCUCGCCCGUUAUCGCCGAGGGCGCCAUCGAGCUUAAGUCCCUGCACACCGCCAAGGGUCCCGCAGCCAGCAACAAGAAGCGGCUCCUCUUCGUCGAGGAGUAG